Molecule: messenger RNA, 745 nt
Organism: Cherax quadricarinatus
Lineage: Eukaryota; Metazoa; Arthropoda; Malacostraca; Decapoda; Parastacidae
Source: RefSeq, a predicted model, not a curated record
ACCCAAGUAUUCAAAUUUGUUGCAGGGUCGAGGACACAUGUCCAUGGAGGAGCCCCCCGCCAGGAAUGUCAUGUGGAGGACGGGGUUCAACCACCUGCCUGCCCACGCUGACGACGACUACCUCAUCUGCCACGAGAAAGAUGCCAGGAGCAAGUGCCCACCCUGUGGUGACAGUGCCGACACUCCCCCACCCCACCCUCACGAGGGAGGAGGACAAUGGGCCACCGGCAUUAUCUCCCGCACCUACACCAUGGGACAGGUGAUAAAUGUAAAAGUUAAUGUGACCAGGAGUCAUGGAGGGCCGAUCGAGUUCAAGUUAUGUCCUCACGACAACCCCAAAAUUCCUGUCGACCAGCACUGCCUCGACCAGUACCCACUGAAAGUGGUGGGCAGCAGGUCUCGCUCUGUGCCAAUCAGAGCUCCCUACAAUAGUCCUGAGCAAAUUAACAUUAGGCUCCGCUUACCCUCUGGUGUCUCCUGUCAGCAGUGUGUCCUUCAGAUGUCUAAUUUAGCAGAGGAAUUCAAGCCUCAGAAGAUCAUGUUCCGAAAUUGUGCUGACAUCGCCAUUGAAGGAACAGCCAAGACUAGCUUUGCAGGGGGCGCAGACAUUGGUCCUCCUGAACCUGAGUUUGUGAUCAGCAGUCGCUCUGGUUUUGAACCAGCACCUGGGGAUCCUAUUGUCUUCCCUGAGCAGAAACAACACAAAUUAUUCUUAUACUAACAUGAAAAUAAAUACUAUUAAGUA